AUGCAGGAUGAAUUUAUAGACCAAAAGCUGGAAAGUGAGUUGUUUUCUAUUUUGUCUCCUGAACUUUUAAACGAAAUAAUGAUGGAAGAAUUUCCUCAGAUAAGACUAGGGCCUUCUGUUUCUCAAGUUUUAACAACCUUGACAAAUGGUUUUCUUCAAGACAUAGUUAAGAACUCAUUUAUAAUCUCUAAACACAAAAAUAACCCCGAAGUUCAAGCCGAUGAUAUACUAGUUUACUUAAAAAUAAAAUAUCCUGAUACUAGACUAGAAGAGUUUUGUGAUACAAUUUCACGGAGGAGAGAAAGCAAAAACGGAAUUAGCAAUUUAAUCAAUGAGGAAAAUACAAUUUCAAGUAGUAAUGGGCUGCCAUACACAUCAGCAGUUAAAAAAAAUGAAAGAAAAAAGGAGCUAAACUUCACUUGGCACCCUUCAACGCCAGAUCCAUACUUGAAUACAAGUAAGUCUUGCUUUUCAGGUAGAUUGAAAGAAUGGAAAUUAAGGCUGCAUCUUUGGGGGAACCUUGAUGAUUUAUCAUAUAAUUAUAUAGUUGAAAAUAAUUUAAAAUUCCCACCCGGAGGAAAUUUGAACUGUUGCAAUACAAUUAAUUAUAUUAAAAGUAUAUUAAAUAAUAACAAUAACAACAAAGAAGAUUUAUCAUUUGAAUUUAUUAAGUUUUCUGAUCUCAGAAUUUCUCCAAUUAGUUUUUCAGAGAGAAAUUCAUUAAAAAAAACUAUAAAAACAAGCAAACAACAAUUGAUGUGUGCAUCAAAUUCACAAAUGAACUCUAUUUCAUUGUCCGAAAAAAUAUUGUUACCAAAAAUAAUCGAUUGUAAGAAAAGUAAUGAUAUCAUGGACUAUGUUACUCUUUUUAUUCCAGAUAAUUACAAAGGUAUAUUAGUAUGGAAAUCAAGUAAUUUCGUACGCCAUUGCGAUAUUAAUUCUGCAGCAAACAAGUAUCAUAGUAAACUCACAGAACAUGGUUUAUCUCUUUUUAAAUUUAGCGAAAGGUACAAUAUAGAUAUAUUGGGAAUGGCUCAAUAUCCGAAUGAUGGUUAUUUAGAAAACAUUCGCAUAGAAGCAUCUAAUUUUAAAAGAGGGAAUAAUGAAUUAGGCAAGUUAAGAGGCGUUCCAUCUGAAUGCAUAUAUAGUCUAGUUAAUUCUCAAAAAACAAUUAGCCACCGUUCUAGUAAAGUAAUUCUAACUCAAAAUAAACUGUUUGGUUUCAGAGAACGGGACAUAUUUAAACCAUCCUUUUCUUAUCACCCUUGUACUAUUAUAUAUUGCAAGAUUUUAGACAAACUAAGCAGAGAAAAUUGCAACAGCACUCAUUUUGUAUUUGAAUAA
This is a messenger RNA of Cryptosporidium ubiquitum, 1344 nucleotides long. Its product is annotated as RNA binding protein. Bases 1 to 1344 code for a protein of 447 amino acids. Lineage: Eukaryota; Apicomplexa; Conoidasida; Eucoccidiorida; Cryptosporidiidae. Gene Ontology annotation, molecular function: RNA binding; protein heterodimerization activity. The transcript is spliced from 2 exons. The record is from RefSeq and is a predicted model, not a curated record.